Molecule: messenger RNA, 1662 nt
Organism: Oncorhynchus keta (chum salmon)
Lineage: Eukaryota; Metazoa; Chordata; Actinopteri; Salmoniformes; Salmonidae
Product: dehydrodolichyl diphosphate synthase complex subunit DHDDS-like
Exons: 10
Coding region: 437-1444 (335 amino acids)
Biological process (GO): polyprenol biosynthetic process
Cellular component (GO): dehydrodolichyl diphosphate synthase complex; endoplasmic reticulum
Molecular function (GO): ditrans,polycis-polyprenyl diphosphate synthase [(2E,6E)-farnesyl diphosphate specific] activity
Source: RefSeq, a predicted model, not a curated record
GACGUCCCAAGAUACCAGAUAGCACUGAGUCCAAUUUGAAACCUAUCCAGUAAAUGUUUAAAUAUCCUAUUCGACCCACAGAACAUCAAUUUACCCGAACAACUUUCCUGUCAAUCCACAUGCAGAGAAAUCUGUACAAACAGUUCCAGGCGGAAAUUGUUGGUCUUUUGAAUACGUCACUCCGUUGAAUAAGGAAGGGGACGUCAUCUUAAACUGCAAGGGUCAACAUGAUUGACUCCCUUGUUCUGGUAGCCUGGCCGGUUGGCGCGUUUGGCCAGUAACCGAAAGUUUGCUGGAUUGAAUCCCGGAGCUGACAAGGUAAAAAUCGGUUGUUCUGCCCCUGGGCAAGGUAGUUAACCCCCAACAAAAACUGCCCCCCAGGAGCCAAUGAUGUGGAUGUCUUCCAACAUAUUUUACAGGGUGUCAGAGUUUAAAUAUGUCGUGGAUAAGGGAAGGUGAAUUGAACCUCAUUGAGAAGCUCUCAGCCAACAUACUGAAGGCUGGCCCGAUGCCCAACCAUGUGGCCUUUAUCAUGGAUGGCAACCGGCGCUACGCCCGCAAGCGUCAGGUGGAGCGCCAGGAGGGACACACACAGGGUUUUGACAAACUGGCAGAGACACUACGCUGGUGCCUGAACCUGAGCAUCCAUGAGGUCACGGUGUAUGCCUUCAGCAUCGAGAACUUCAAGCGGUCUAAAGACGAGGUGGACGGCCUCAUGGAGCUGGCCAAGCAGAAGUUUAUCAGACUGCUAGAAGAACAGGAUAAUCUGGAGAAGCAUGGGGUGUGCAUCCGGGUGUUGGGAGACCUGACACUACUGCCUCUGGACCUGCAGCAGCACAUAGCCCGGGCUGUGGUGGCCACCAGGACUCAUAACAAAUGCUUUCUGAACGUGUGCUUUGCCUACACCUCAAGACAUGAAAUCGCUAAUGCUGUCAGAGAGAUGGCUUGGGGCGUGGAGCAGGGACUUAUCAAAUCCAGUGAUGUGUCGGAGGCCCUGCUGAGUCGGUGUCUGUACAGCAGUAACUCUCCCAAUCCUGACCUGCUCAUUCGCACGUCUGGAGAGGUGCGACUCAGUGACUUCCUGCUGUGGCAGACGUCCCACUCCUGCUUAGUGUUCCAGUCAGUCCUGUGGCCAGAGUACUCCUUCUGGAACCUGUGUGAUGCCAUUCUGCAGUAUCAGCUCAAUCACAGACCUCUUCAGAAAGCCAGAGAUCAACACAGAGAGGGACAGGCCCUACAGCAGCAUGAGGCAGACCGGGCCAGUUUAGCAGACCUCCUACAGCACCACGGCAAUGGAAAGCCCCUGGAUGCCCAGAGGAGACAGGAAGCACUGCUCAACUACACUGCCAGCCGAGAGGAACGGGUUCAGGACUUCCUUGGUGCACUCCAGCACAAGAGAGACUCCUUCCUUACUGACUUAACCAGCCAAGCUGCUCUGGCAUAAAGAGGGGAUGAGAGGAACAUAAUGCUCCCCAUCUUGAAUUGGGGGAGCAAUCCCAUCUCUCUUCCUCUUCCCUAAAGGGCUGAGUGGUUUUAAACUUCUUAUUUUGUAUGAGUGAUUUUACCCCUAUGGGGCUGUAUGUGGGAUAUUUAUGUGUAUAUUCUAAAAGAGAAGUCUGAUCAAAGUCUAAUAAAAAGAGAAGUCUGGUAAAGAGCUAAUAA